This is a messenger RNA of Thalassophryne amazonica, 1877 nucleotides long. It is a transcript of the gene kcnj11l, whose product is annotated as potassium inwardly rectifying channel subfamily J member 11, like. The record is from RefSeq and is a predicted model, not a curated record. Gene Ontology annotation, biological process: regulation of monoatomic ion transmembrane transport; potassium ion import across plasma membrane. Gene Ontology annotation, cellular component: plasma membrane. The transcript is spliced from 6 exons. The coding region runs from base 164 to 1471 and encodes 435 amino acids. Lineage: Eukaryota; Metazoa; Chordata; Actinopteri; Batrachoidiformes; Batrachoididae. Gene Ontology annotation, molecular function: inward rectifier potassium channel activity.
ACUCGUCCUGCUCCAGGGUCGAAAAGGAUGAAUUCUUUUUCCUGUUUCAUUUCGAAAUGAAAAAUAUAGCAAGUAAUAUCAGAUUUUACAGAUAUUUCCUGUGAGCCCAGCUGCUUUUUCUUGAACAGUUUUGCAGUUGCAGCUGUACACGUGCAGUACCAUCAUGUUGGCCAGGAAAGGUCUUCUGCCAGACGGCUUCCUGCUGACCCGUCUGGCGGAGGAACAGAACCAGCCAAACCGCAGCCGGUGCCGAGCACAGAGAGCCCGCUUUAUCACCAAGACCGGAUCCUGCAAUGUGGCUCACAAGAACAUCAGAGAGCAGGGUCGAUUCCUGCAGGAUGUUUUCACAACCAUGGUGGACCUGAAGUGGCAGCACUCUCUCCUCAUUUUCAUCUUGGCUUUCCUCUGCUCCUGGAUGCUGUUUGCUAUGAUCUGGUGGCUCCUAGCGUUUGCUCAUGGAGACCUGGAUCUCCGCGACCCCAGUGGCGAGCCAGGUCCCAUCCCCUGUGUGACGGCCAUCCACUCCUUUGCCUCAGCCUUCCUGUUCUCUAUUGAAGUCCAGGUAACGAUUGGUUUUGGUGGGAGGAUGGUGACGGAGGAGUGUCCAAUGGCCAUCACAGUGCUGAUCGUCCAGAACAUCCUGGGACUGAUUAUUAAUGCCGUGAUGCUUGGCUGUGUGUUCAUGAAGACCGCCCAAGCCAACCGCCGAGCCGAGACACUCAUCUUCUCCAGAAAUGCAGUCAUUGCUUCUCGUAAUGGUCGGCCCACCUUCAUGUUCCGAGUCGGGGACCUGAGGAAAAGUAUGAUCAUUUCUGCUACCGUUCAGCUGCAGGUGAUCCGGCGGACUGUGACAGCAGAAGGUGAGGUGAUCCCAGUGUGCCAGCUGGACAUCCAGGUGGAGAAUCCUUUGAGGAGUAAUGGCAUCUUCCUGGUUUCUCCUCUGAUCAUCAGUCACACCAUUGAGAGAGGGAGUCCUCUGUAUGAGCUCUCUGCCCAGUCACUGGCUGCUGAGGACCUGGAGAUCAUCGUCAUCCUGGAAGGUGUAGUGGAAACCACAGGGAUCAGCAUGCAGGCUCGCACCUCCUACACUCCAGAGGAGAUCCUAUGGGGGAGACGCUUCGUGUCCAUCAUAACAGAGGAGGAUGGCCGAUACUGCGUGGACUAUUCUAAGUUUGGUAACACAGUUCCUGUACGGAUGUCGUCUCUGAGCGCCAAAGAGCUGGAUCAGCUCAGGGGCGUGCAGGAGGGCGGGUCUGAUGUCCAGCUUCAGGGCUGGGGGCUGGUCAGAGCCGGCAGAGGGGGCUUCCGUAGAGGAGGCAGGGCCUGCAGUAGCGCCAUCUCUCAGCCAUGGUAUGCCCAAUCAGAGAAGUCCCAGAACGAGGAGGAGCAAAAGGGGCAUAAGAAAACUGUGAAGUUGGAAGUGAUUGGACGAAAAACUGAAGAGGAGAGUGCUGGGGAGAUGAGUGAGUGAACACUAGGAAUGUUUUGGUUGUGAAUGUUCCUGAUGUCACAUUUCUCCUCCUACACAUUACAUUCCAGUUACUUUAUUGUUAUUGUUGAUGCCUCCGUUCAUUCUGGGUCACCACAGCCGAUCCAGUAUGGAGCUGCAUACUCAUCUGGCACAUUUUUUGGGGGGAGGGGGUUCCCCCCUGGAUGUAUACUCACAUUCCAGUCAUGUGACGUUCCUUAUUUAAAUAAUAUUUUGUGCAUAAGACAUAAAAGAUGAAGGACAUUAAAAAAAAGUAACAGAUAUAGUUGGAACCAAUUCUUUUUCAAUGAUGAUCCAAAAACAAGGAGUGCAGACUUUAAAUGUGUGAUUAUUUGUGUGUAAAGUAUUAUAUAGCUGAUGUGUAAUAAAUAUAUUUUCUUGUAUUUUC